AUGCCACCAGUCAUCCAUUGUGUUCGCCAUGGGGAAGGCUUUCAUAAUGUCGGUGGCGGUUGCUAUACCAUUCCUGACCCGCGUUUGUCACUCACUGGGGAGAAUCAAUGCGAAUCACUCCGUGAAGGCGCCUUCCGUAAUCAGUCGGGAAUCUCCCUUAUCUUGUCGUCACCGAUGUGCCGAGCCCUUCAAACUGCAGCUCUGGUAUUCCAGCCAGCUCUGACGUCGGCCCUCCAAUCCGAAAGGAUUCUCGCCUACCCUGACGCUCAAGAAACGUCAAGUGACCCGUGCGACACUGGCUCGGACCCAGAAAUCCUCAGACGCAUCGUGGGAAAAGAGAAAUGGCCGGUGGACCUCUCUUUGGUGAAAGAUGACUGGAACCAGAAGAAGGCUGGAGCUCGCUACAGUCCGAGCAACGAUGCGAUCCGUGCUCGCGCCCGCGAUGCUCGGCUGUUUUUGCGGGCGAAAUUACGGGAGCUGGUUUCCAAUGGGAAGGACGAUGCGGAGAUUGUUCUCGUGUCACACGGUGGAUUUCUGCAUUAUCUUACGGCCGACUGGGAGGAUGCAUAUCGCCACCCGGGUACUGGAUGGGACAAUUGCGAGACGCGUGCUUAUGUAUUCGAAAGUGACUUUACGUCCGAUCACGAUGAAGAGGCCUGGUUGAUUGAAACAAGAGAGAGUCGGUGGAGGCGUGGCAAAGAACAUCCGAUGUAUGGAAAGGAGGUUCAGGGCAAGCUUUUCACUACAGCGAUGGAGCGUUGGCAGGGCCAAGGGCUGCAACGACCAGACGAAGUAGAUCUGGACUGGAAGACUCCUUUAAUCACCUACAUCUAUAACGCAGCCUGA
Molecule: messenger RNA, 846 nt
Organism: Aspergillus brunneoviolaceus CBS 621.78
Lineage: Eukaryota; Fungi; Ascomycota; Eurotiomycetes; Eurotiales; Aspergillaceae
Product: phosphoglycerate mutase-like protein
Exons: 2
Coding region: 1-846 (281 amino acids)
Cellular component (GO): cytoplasm
Molecular function (GO): phosphatase activity
Source: RefSeq, a predicted model, not a curated record